This is a messenger RNA of Cynocephalus volans (Philippine flying lemur), 1634 nucleotides long. RefSeq names its product ankyrin repeat and SOCS box containing 11 (gene ASB11). Gene Ontology annotation, molecular function: protein binding. Gene Ontology annotation, biological process: positive regulation of protein catabolic process; intracellular signal transduction; protein ubiquitination. Bases 17 to 1177 code for a protein of 386 amino acids. The transcript has 8 exons. NCBI's taxonomy places the organism in Eukaryota, Metazoa, Chordata, Mammalia, Dermoptera, Cynocephalidae. The record is from RefSeq and is a predicted model, not a curated record.
CAGAGCACAAGCCAAAAUGGAAGAUGGUCCUGUUUUCUAUGGCUUUAAAAACAUUUUUAUUACAAUGUUUGCUACCUUUUUUUUCUUCAAGCUUUUAAUUAAAGUUUUUUUGGCUCUCCUAACCCAUUUCUAUAUCGUCAAAGGAAAUAGAAAAGAAGCAGCUAGGAUAGCAGAAGAGAUCUAUGGUGGAAUUUCAGACAACUUGGAACACACUAGACAACAGUGGCCUUAUCCAAAGAAACAAGACCUCCAAAGACGAAGCAUCAGAAUGCUUCAAUUAACUGAGGAAAAUGAGAAGAUUUUUGAAGUUUCAGAAAGUGUCAGAAGGCCCGGACUGUGGAAAGAGAUAUCUUUUGGGGAUUACAUUUGUCACACAUUUCAGGGAGACUGCUGGGCAGAUCGAUCCCCACUUCAUGAAGCUGCAGCCCAGGGGCGCUUACUGACCCUUAAAACUUUAAUUGCACAGGGUAUCAAUGUGAACCUCGUGACAAUUAACCGGGUCUCUUCUCUCCAUGAGGCCUGCCUUGGAGGUCAUGCGGCCUGUGCUAAAGCCUUAUUGGAAAAUGGUGCACAAGUCAAUGGAGCGACAGUUCAUGGAGCCACGCCCCUCUUCAACGCUUGUUGCAGUGGCAGUGCUGAGUGUGUCAACGUGCUGCUAGAGUUUGGAGCCAAGGCCCAGCCUGAGACGCACCUGGCUUCACCCAUUCAUGAGGCAGUGAAGAGAGGUCACAGACAGUGCAUGGAGAUUCUGCUGGCAAAUAAUGUUAACAUUGACCAAGAGUUGAUUCAGUUUGGAACUCCCCUGUAUGUGGCCUGCUCCUAUCAGAGAGUGGACUGUGUGAAGAAGCUUCUAGAAUUAGGAGCCAGUGUUGACCACGGCCAGUGUCUGGACACCCCCCUCCACGUUGCAGUAAGGCAGUCCAACAUGGAGAUCGUCCGCCUGCUAACCGACUAUGGGGCUAACCUGAAGUGCAGGAAUGCUCAAGGCAAAACUGCACUUGAUCUGGCGGCUCCAAAAAGCAGCGUGGAGCAGGCUCUCCUGCUCUGCAAAGGCCCACCUACUCUUUCCCAGCUGUGUCGGCUGUGUGUCCGGAAGUGCAUGGGUCGAACAUGCCAUCAAGCCAUCCCCCAGCUACGUCUUCCAGAACCACUCCAAAGAUUCCUCCUAUAUCAAUAGCCCCAACUGUCCACAGGAAGACAGUUGUAAAUAAACAGGUUGUUGUCUGCUGUACCCAGGGUACCGAGUGUAGACACCCACCAGCUAGACUUUCUUAAUCUUCAAAUGAGCUGAUCCAGUUAGAGUUAAAUCCCCAAUGAACUGGAACACUUGGGGAGUGGAAACUCCUGGUUAGUUUAAUGUUCUCUUUAACCUAUGGGCAACCAGAAACCUUUUAGUUUUUAGCUCUUAUUGUUAAGAAACUGUAAAGUAGAAUGAAAAUAAUGGGCUAUUUUAUGAGGAUUCAGGAUCUUCAGUACAUAAAGGUCAACAUUCGGAAUAUUGUGUAGACAUACAAAUCUGGGUGGAUAAGAUUAUAAUGAAAUGUUAAGUAUUCCAAGAUGUAUUCCUGAUUUAGUUCCCUCCUUUUGCCCCAUUUCUUCUUUCUUUCCUUGAAUAAAUGUCUGCUGUAAUUUUA